Messenger RNA from Lycium ferocissimum, 2429 nucleotides. RefSeq names its product probable L-type lectin-domain containing receptor kinase S.7. The transcript has a single exon. Gene Ontology annotation, molecular function: carbohydrate binding; ATP binding; protein kinase activity. The record is from RefSeq and is a predicted model, not a curated record. Gene Ontology annotation, biological process: protein phosphorylation. Gene Ontology annotation, cellular component: plasma membrane. Bases 182 to 2206 code for a protein of 674 amino acids. Lineage: Eukaryota; Viridiplantae; Streptophyta; Magnoliopsida; Solanales; Solanaceae.
UUUUUUCCCAUUCACAUUCCACCAUCUCCACUAAUUCCAUCACUUUUUUCCUAUCUUUUUUCCAACCCCAUGUCUAAAUUCAAUAAUAAUUCAUCUACUAGUAAUUCAUACUCACUUCUCUAUUUCUAAAAAAAAAUAAAAAUAUAUCACUGCACUAUUUUCAGAGAGCCAAAAAUUCACCAUGUUUGUUUUUCCUACCUCACAUUUCUUGAUUUUCAUCAGCUUCUUUUUAUACUAUACAGUGUUUGUAUCAUCACAAAACUGCAGUUUUGAUUUGCAAUCUUUUACACUUAGAAAUUUCACACUUCUUGGUGAUUCAUAUCUACGUAAUGGUGUUGUUGGUCUUACUAGAGAGCUUCAAGUUCCAUCAUCAAGUUCAGGUUCACUCAUUUACAACAACCCCAUCUCAUUUUUUGAUCAAGAAACCAAGAAAACAGUGUCAUUUUCAACAAGAUUUGCUUUUUCUGUUAAUAACAUUAACCCCACUUCAUUUGGUGAUGGUUUGGCUUUUUUUCUUUCACCUGAUAAUCAAACUUUAGGUAGUCCAGGUGGAUUUUUGGGUUUGGUUAAUUCUUCACAGUUAACUAAGAACAAGUUUGUUGCUAUUGAGUUUGAUACUAGGCAAGAUUUGCAUUUUAAUGAUCCUGAUGAUAACCAUGUUGGUCUUGAUAUUGAUAGUCUUAUUUCAAUCAAGACUGCAAAUGUGAAGUUAGCUGGUGUUGAUUUAAAAAGUAGGAAUAUAAUUAGUUCUUGGAUUGAUUACAAGAGUGAAGAGAGGAAAUUGUUAGUGUUCUUGAGUUACUCAAGUUCAAAGCCUAAAAAACCAAUCUUGAAUGUUGAUAUUGACUUGUCUGAUUACCUAAAAGAGUUUAUGUAUGUGGGGUUUGCUGCUUCUACUGAGGGAAGUACUGAAUUGCAUUGUAUUGAGAAUUGGAGUUUUCAAACUUUUGGAUUUAGCCCUAUGAGUCCAAGGAAAAAACAUAAUCCACAUAAUGUUUCUGAUAAUUCUGUGCUUGUGAACCCGAAAAUUCAAGAUUCUAGCCAUGAUAAGCAUCAUAAGAGGUUAGGUUUGGGUCUUGGAAUUGCUGGUCCAGCUUUCUUCUGUGCUGUUUUAGUAGCUUUUGGUUGGAUUUCUUUCAAGAAAUGGAGGGGACUUAACACAGAGAAGAAUUUUAAAGCGGAGCUUGUUACUGGACCGAGGCAGUUUAGUUACAAGGAGUUGAGGUCAGCUACAAGAGGAUUUCAUUCCAGUAGGAUUAUUGGAAAUGGCGCAUUUGGUACUGUUUACAAAGCGUUUUUCAUGGAUUCGAGUUCUAUUGCUGCAGUGAAAAGAUCUAAGCAUAGUCACGAGAGUAAAACUGAGUUUGGUGCUGAGCUGUCGAUCAUAGCGUGUUUAAGGCACAAGAAUUUAGUUCAGUUACAAGGGUGGUGCAUUGAGAAGGGAGAAUUACUUCUUGUAUAUGACUAUAUGCCUAAUGGGAGUCUUGAUAAGGUGCUAUACCAGGAAUCCGAGCAUGGUAAUCCGCUGAAAUGGCCUUACAGGUACAAUAUAGCAGUUGGGUUGGCGUCUGUUCUGACUUAUUUGCAUCAAGAAUGUGAGCAGCAGGUGAUUCACAGAGACAUAAAAGCCAGCAAUAUUAUGCUUGAUGGGAGCUACAAUGCGAGGCUUGGCGAUUUCGGGCUGGCAAGACUUAUGGAUCAUGACAAGAGUCCUGUCUCGACGCUUACAGCUGGAACGAUGGGAUACCUUGCUCCUGAGUACCUUCAGUAUGGAAAAGCAACCGAGAAAACCGAUGUUUUUAGCUAUGGUGUGGUUAUACUAGAAUUGGCUUGUGGGAGGAGACCAAUUGAGGAUGGUCAUGAAAUGGUGAAUUUGGUUGAUUGGGUUUGGAGACUGUACUCUGAAAGUAGGAUAAUUGAAGCAGCGGACAAAAGGCUUAACGGUGACUUCAAAGAGGAAGAGAUGAAAAAGCUGCUACUUGUUGGAUUAAGCUGUGCAAAUCCUGAUAGCAAUGAAAGGCCUUGUAUGAGGAGAGUAUUUCAGAUACUCAACAAUGAGGCAGAGCCUAUAUUUGUUCCGAAAGUGAAACCGACUCUAACCUUCUCCACCAGUAUCCCACUCAGUAUUGAUGACAUCUUCUCAGACAGCGAAGAAAGUGAGGCACCAGAAGAUGAGUUCGAAAUCAGAGUAGAUCUAUUGAAGUAAUAGUCUUGUGAAUUUUCUGCACUAUGUAUAGCUAGAAAUUCUUUCAUUUUUUUGUUGUGCAAUUUUAGUGUGAGCUGAUAUACUGUAGUUUUUGACUAUGUUUGAAAUGAAGAAAGUUUACUACCCUGAGUUCAAAGCAUAUAUUGAACUCUAUGCUAUUGUCUGCUGUCCUGAACAUUUCAAGGUUGUUCAAUCUAAUACGAUUAACAUGUCAUUUGUUUCA